GACGUCACGGGUAUGUUGAUAGUAGUAGCAGAAACUUGUGUUGUCAGAUAGCCGGUGUCUGUCGGCAGACGGAGAAAUGUUUGAGUGGGUGGCAGACGGCGUUGACAUUUCUGUGUUGAGCUACGGCGGGCCAGAAUGCAUCGCCUUCUUGUCACCACAAAUGAAAUUAUUGGAUACAUUGUUGGCUUUUGGAAUAGCUUGUUUCUUGAUUAAUAAUGGUUACAGAAAUAUUAGUUUACCCGAUAAAUCAGUCUACGAAAGAAAUGAUCGUGGAGGGAAACGUCUAUUGCUCAUUAUGGUUUGUCUUAUAUGGGGUAUAGAAUUAGGAUUUAAAUUUGCCACGCGGACGAUGAUCUACUUGCUGAAUCCGUGCCACGUUACUACAGCCGCUCAGAUAUAUUUACUAAGUGCACCUCCAAGUAAAGCAGUUACAUCUGUGUUUCGCAUACACUUAAAUUUCUUGAAUGGUGCUGUUCUUGCCUUCAUGUUUCCAGUAACAGAAACAAGACUACUACCUUUUGAAGCAUCGAUUUACUGGAUACAACAUAGUAUGAUGUUGAUUGUGCCUUAUUACUUACUCAGGUUGGGAGGUGUGUACAACAUUGAAAAACUGUCAGAUUUUAACUGGUGUUAUCUGAGUUAUGGUUUGAAUCUUAUUUACCAUUUUGGGGUUCUACAGACAUGUUCAUUUUGGUCGGGUAUAAAUAUAAAUCACAUUAUGUGCCCUAUUGGUGUUGAUCCAUUCUAUGGACAGUACUAUCGGAUAGCCACAAUUAUUCAUGAGGGUAUUCUGUGCCCACUAGUUUCAAAAACAUAUUGUGUGCUGGCGGCAUUUUUCCUUACAAAAUUUGGUCCCACAAAAGUUAAGAAUACUCUGGAGUUUGACAUGAGUUCAUGGGCUCAAGGUGAUAGAGGACCAGGUAAACAAAGUUCCUUGAAACGAAGUCCACAGGCAAGUCCAGAAAAACAUUUACCAGAAUUUCACUCUACGAAUAACGGCUGUCAUCAUAUUGAUUAAGACAGUAUCUGUAUAAUUUUUGUGAUAGUUGUAGCAGCUAUGCUGUGUUCUUGUAGCCGUCAGUACUAUUUUAGUAAAUAUUUAUUUCAGCAAAAUGAAGCAAGGAAUGAAACUCUUUAUAAUUCUUUACAAGUUUGCCACAAAAGCCGAGAUGAUUUUAAUUUUAUCAGUUGAUUGUGUUAAUCUAGUCGUUUUCAGAUUUACAUUUUUCUUUUUUUUGACAGGAGGCAUUUUAGGUAUCUACCUAGAUUGACUGUACAAGUGCCUUUAAGAAGGGUUUUUAUACCAAACUCAAUUCUUUUAAGUUUUACAAUUUAAUUUAAUUACAGCUGUGUAUAAAAUGAGAUUAUUGAGGUAGUGUACCUUCAUGUAAAAGGUAGUGCCUGUUCCUUUUAGGAUGUCAUCACAGUGUUAGUGAUAAAAAUGGUAGCUGUUGUUGCAGUGAAGAUGUCCUUAUUUAUGUGUGAUACAUUGAAUGUGUGAAUACUCAAUACGAUAUUGUGAAAUGUGUACUUAAAAUACAGUGUGUAUGUAUUCAGUUAAUGCACUGUUAAAUGCUGUGAAUGGCAUUUGCCUUAAAAUGUCUUAAUUAUGUUGGAAAUUGUGCUAUUCCACUGACAGGCAGGUACAUAAUGGAAUGUUGUUCAAUGAUCUGUAUUACUUUAUCCCUUAUUCUGUGACUUGUAUUGUGUUUUAGCAUACACAGUUUCAGCUAACAGCACUGAAACAUGAAUUUUAAUUCUGACUGUCCUUAGAAAGCACUGUAUUUACUUUUUCAAAGUAUCAUAAUUUUUUGCAUUUAUUUUCAUUAUCAGUUUACUACUGUUCAGUGAAAAUGUUGCUUUCAUUCAUUUUGGCCAGUUUUAUGCAUAUAUUUGAGUGCAGAAUUUGUCUUCUGUGAUUUUCUUGCCUUCAGGUUGUGAUUUAUUUAAGAUGAUUGACUGUUAAUAUGGAUUGCUUCUUUAGUAUACUUUUACUAAUUUUUUGUUAUUUUAUUUGCAACACAUUCAUUUACUGUUUUUUAAGAUUUUGUGCUAGGAGGUGGCUGUUGAAUACAUCAGAAUUUUUUAGAAUUAAUAAUAAUCAUGAAUCUGUGAUAAAAAAAUACUCCAGUUUUUGUGGUUGAUGAAUAAACUGUCAUCUGCAGGAUAGUUUUAGGGGCUCUUGGCCUUACAAGAGCACCUUAAAUUAUACAGUGUUUCAUUGGAUCCAUUGGUCACAAUUAUAUUUUGACAACACUGACCACUUCAGCCAGAGGUACAUUGGAUUAUGUGGAUCUUUGUUUACAAACCUGAAAGAUUAUCCUGCAGACAACAGUUCAGUGAACAGUUUUAUCUGUGCAGUGAGAUCUAGAUACAUAAAAGUUCUCAUUUCAAAAUGAAAAUAUUUUGACACAUUGUUAGUUCAUGAAUCAGUUUCUGCGACAAGAACAAGGUGCUUGUAAUACAUCAUGCAGAUAGUUUUAUCUUCUGUAACUUUCUGUUUGUCGCAGAUGCUGAGUGGUAGUAGCUUGUGUGUGAUAUGAUAGUUCCAAUAUUUUAAAGGAUGUUUUGUGUUAUUGCACACAUUCCUUUCUUUCAAUUGGGCCAUGAAUUAGCAUGUGUAACUAGUGCUAUGAAAGGGAAAAAAACAUUGCUGCAUUAUAUGUUAUCUUCACUCAGAAAACAUAGAAAGCUAAUGAGGUACUCAAAUAAUUAGGCAUAGUAAAUAUUCUUUAUCACUGAUAAUUGUAACAAAUGAUAGUUCUGUGAGUUUCAGCUCUUUAAUGUAACUGCAUAGUUGUUUCCCAUGUCCAGAAAGGGAAAACAUCACCAACUUCUUUUGUCUACUUAUUCAUUCUGAAUUUAUCUCUUUUUCAAAUUGUUGUUAAGUGAGAAAUCUUAUUUUAAAAUUGCUAUUUCAAGAACUGUUUGAAAUGGAAAGUUUCCUUGGCUGCAGCCUAUAUUUUACUGUCAGAAUGUGUAUUGCAGAAAUAUUUUCCAGUUUAUAUUUUUUCUGAAGGUUUCAGAAAGUAAAAGCCAGAUGUCAACCUUCAGUGAACAAAAAAAAAACACUUAUAUGUACCAUUCUGAAGGUGGCUGUAAGUAGGUAAUGGCUGAUAUGAGACAGUGAAUUAAUGAGAAGCGGCAGUAGCAUAUUGAACGUAGAAAUUUCAGGGAAUUCAUGAUAUAUUUUACAAAUUUUUCGUAUCUAAAAAAUGUGGUUGCAAACAUAUUUUUGCCUCAUUGAAUUAUUUAACAGUGUUGGACUCACUACUCAUUUUACCUAACACCUCUUACUACCAAAAUAAAGUUUGGAAUAUUUCAGAUGGCAAAAUUUAGGCCUAUUGAUUAAACAAAUUUGCUUGACAUGUUCAGGGUACUCUAGAAUUAGGAUGUCCUCUCAUCUUUAUGUUUCUCUUGUAGGUUGUGUAGAAAUCCAGUUUCCAUGGUAUGCCUGUGAAUUUUUUUGUAUGUUUGAAAUUUGCUCUGGAGGUAUUAUUUAGUAGGUAUAUACUACAUUUCCUGAAAAGCUUCACAUUUUGUAUUAUUUUUUAAUUAACUUCUGUAGAAGAGAAGUGAAAGUGCAGUUCUAAAUUUCCUGGAUCCUAUACCAAAGUCAUCCAAAUCUAGCUUUAAAACUAUCUCUUUCAUCUGCUCUUUGAUUAUUAGAGAAAUGUUAAGUUUCAUUGCCAAAAUGCAGACUGUUCUAAGAUAAGCAUAUUAUCAGGUAAUAAAUGUUUGCCACAUUUCUUAUCUUACUAAUUACCCAUGUAAAGGUUCUCUGAUGCUUUUUUUGCAUCAAAGAUAUUGAGCCAAAACAAACUUGGGCAGCUUGUAGUCUAAUAGUCCUGAAAUUUGAACAGCUGGAACAAUGUUACUUUGCUGGAUCAGUCUCACCAUCCUUGAUGUUCCUCGUUACUUCUAGAAAACAGUUUUGUGGGAGUGCGUGAGCGAGUGAGCAUUGUAUCUCAUCAUAAUGACGUUUUAAUCUGUAUAGACCUGUUAUUACAAAUAUUGUUUUUGUUGUAUGUCAACAGUUGCUGUAUUCAUGGGGUGGAGGGGAGAAUGCUUCCUUUGUUGAUAGACUACAUAGCACAAAUUGUUAAUGUGAGCAUUCCUAAGGUGCUUGAUACAAACAUUAGGUACAUGGUGAUGUCCUCCAUUAAGUUAAAUUUGAAAAUUUUCAUAUAUUUGUACAUUCUAGCCUUUAUUAUUUCUGAACUUGUAAAAUGUUAUAAACUUAUACAGUAUAUAAUAUCAAAUGCCUUUAUAAUGGUAGCAAAGAAAUGUUGGUCCUCAAAGAAUACUGAGUGAUAUGGUGCAGUGCUGAAGGUCUUGCAUUCGCAUUUGGUAGAAGUGAGAUUCAAAUCCAUACCACUCCAAACUCAGAUUAUUUGUAGUUCCCUUAAAUUAGGUCACAUGAAUUGCAGGAUGGUUCCCUUGAAGAGGCCACAGCUGAUUUUCUGCGUCAAUCUAAUCUAAUCCAAGCUUGUAUUUUGUUUCUAAUGAUCCCAACACUAAUGAGAUGUUAAACCCAUAACAUUCGUUCCAUUAAAAAUAAAAAAGAAUAAAAAGUGGUUGUAGUGUAACUGUUUCCCUAAAGUCAAUAGGGAACUCAUCUUACAUGAAUUUGCUGCUUUGCAAUAAAAGUAUAUUAUGUGCUUAACAAGCCGUUUCAGGCAGCCUUAUAUUGAAAAUGUCACUUUAUGGAUUCAUUAUGGUACUAUAAUAAAUAUGUGUGAUUGGUUAUCUAUUCUUUAAUACAGUGUAUUGGAAUGCAUGGUUGUAAUUUUAGGGAUAAUAUUUAAUUAGAUACUUUAAGAAACAGAUUAACUUUUAGCAAACCAUAAUUACAAAAUUCAACAAAGCCUUCAAAAUUAUUUUGUAAUUUCAUUCAUAUCUCACCAUAACAACAGUAAAUGCAUUGGUGAGUGGGGCUGAGGGAUUGCAUAAGAAUGUUAAUUGUUGAAGGAUGUAGGGCAGCUAUUCCUUACAUUGUCUAUACUCAAGUGGAUAUAAUUAUUCUGUAAAAACUGAGCUAGGUUACUAAGUGAAACUGUAUAUGUAGGUAAUCACAUUUAACUUUGUUUCCUGAGCCCCAAUAGUAAACAUUAUUAUGACCAUUCUUUGCUGCAGUUGUUGUUGAAGCUUCCAGUAUACGCAUUAGUUCUUACAGCUCACGCUUAGGACCUUAGCCUUCAUGAUUCACGCUAGAUAAUGGAUAGGCAUCUUGUAAUUUAAAAUGAAAUUUUACUGGGGUAUGUCAGUUAUUAUCCGCAAAGUGCUUAUAAAAUUUUAUUGUAAUCAAAUAGGAAACUUCCGAGAAAAUUUUUUGAUAUAGUCUCCUUGCGUUUCAAUGCACUUCGUCCAUAGUUGUACAAGCUUCCGUAUUCCCUCAUAAAAAUAGGAUCUUGGUUGAGCUGCAAGCCAGGAAUGCAGCACUUCCUUCACUGCUUUGUCCGAGGCAGAUCGACGGCCCCUAUGCCUGUUUGAGUGGACCAUACAAGGGAUAGUCAGAAGGAGCAAGGUCAGGACAAUAUGGAGGAUGUUUCAGUACUUCAGAUUUGAGUUUCUAGAGUGUUUCAACAGUGUGGGCAGCAGUAUGCGGAUGGGCAUUGUCAUGCAACAACACAUCAUCUUUUGACAGCAAUCCUCAGAGUUUGCUUUGAUUUGCAGGCUUUAGGUGGGCAGUAAGCAUCUCACUGUAACAUACACUGUUUAUUGUUCUACCCCUUUCCCCAUAAUGUUCUAGUACUGGACCUCGUGCAUCCAAAAAACCAUAACCAUCAGUUUUCCUGCAGACAGUUGGGUCUUAAACUUUUCCUUGUAUGUCGAAUUUGGAUAUUUCCAUUCCAUACUCUGCCAUUUACUCUCCCAGCUCGUAAUGAUGGAUCCAUGUUUCGUCACCAGUAUUGAUCCUGUCUAAGAAGUUGUCCUAUUCAUUACCGUAGUGAUCCAAACAUUUAUUGCAGAUGUCCAAGUGUGUUUGUUUAUGCAACUGUGUGAGUUGUUUUGGGACCCAUCUUGUACAAACUUUAUGAACCCAAAGUCUACUGUGGAUGAUUUUGUAGCCAGAACUGUGACUAAUUUGCAGACGAUGUGCCACUUCGUCAGUAGUUAACUGUCUUUCUAAGAGAAUCAUUUUAUGUGAAUGCUCAAUGGUUUCUUCAUUUGUGGCGGUAAACAGUCAUCCAUCUCCUUCAUCAUGCAUAGCACGACCAUUUCUGAAUUUUUCAUUCCAUUCGUAGACAUUCCAUUGUGGCAAAACACUGUUCCCGUACUGUACCAAAAUUCUUCGACGAAUUUCAACCCGAUACACUUUCCGACCACACAAAAACGGAUCACUGAAUGUUGCUCUUCUUUGGUGCAAAUAGACAGCGGAGCAGCCAUGAUUAACAGCAUGGCAGCGAUAACGAAGCUAACGCAGCAGCUUGAAAAUUGCAAAGAUAUGAAAAGAAAUAAACAAAGCAUGUGUCAUCAACAUAAAAUGACAGUACUACCAAAAUAAUCAAAAAUAUAACUAAAUUGCGGAUAAUAAUCGACGUACUCUCAUAGUUAAGAAAAUCAGUAAGGUGUAAUCUUGAACUUGCUUCAGUUUUUCAAUUCUGUACAGUCAUUUAUAAAGUUAAACACUAUUAGCUAGACUAAAGCUAUGCAGAAAGUGAGGUUGAUUAAGGAUAUUAGAAACUUAAAUUCUGACUGCAAUGAAGUCUCAUGAAAAAGACCUCUUGGAUUUUAGGGAUAUAGCAAAAAGUUUAAUUGAAAUUUUAAAAUUUAUGAACUUGGCACUGAAUUGACACCUGUAUAUACAGGAUUAAACAUGCAGCUUGUAAACAGAUCUUGCUCAGCUUUCAAAAUAAAUGUAAUGUUUGUUAAGUAAUGGAAUGACUGUUUUACUGUAAGAAACAAUCUUAAGAAUCAGUCAUUGUUUUCGGCAUAUGCUUACAACUGCAAGGAAACCUGCUGCAUACAUAUUUAUUAAAUUGCAGUGUACAUGUGACAAGGAGUGUGUGAGAAAUUAUAGUGUGUAACUUUAAUUCCUGUACCUGGAAGAGAGACCUAGAGAGAUUUUUCAGCCUAAAAACAAUUUUAAAAAGUGAAGCCAAACAUAUCAGUUAUCAUAUUAUUUAGAAAUAUUGUUAAAGUCACCAAAUAACUAUUACUUUUAUUAGUGCUGUCUGUAGUACUAGAAUGUCAUAUAAAUUUUGUGCAUACUUGUAAAGAUAAUUGAGAAUUUUUGUUUAAGGAAUAUUGAAAGAGUGUCAAUAGGACACAGGAAAUAUGUAAUAGCAAGCAAUGACAAAUAUAAAGUCAUUAAUAGUGCAAUACAUAGUUUGUAAAUACUGAUGGUUCACUGAAACUGUGGCAAUAAAAACAGUGAUACUUUUAUCAAGCAUGUUAGCUAACAGGCUGUGCUGAAUUUGAAUCUUAAAAUAGUUACUUUGGGUAAUGAUUUUUGUAAAUUAUCCAAUGAAACAUUUGUUGAAUAUGAAACAGGAAAUAAAAUUUCAUGUAUGGAACUGAAAUAA
Schistocerca gregaria is the source of this 7529-nucleotide messenger RNA. RefSeq names its product transmembrane protein 164. NCBI's taxonomy places the organism in Eukaryota, Metazoa, Arthropoda, Insecta, Orthoptera, Acrididae. The transcript has 5 exons. The record is from RefSeq and is a predicted model, not a curated record. The coding region runs from base 77 to 1018 and encodes 313 amino acids.